Thrips palmi is the source of this 1977-nucleotide messenger RNA. RefSeq names its product kynurenine formamidase-like. The record is from RefSeq and is a predicted model, not a curated record. Gene Ontology annotation, molecular function: arylformamidase activity. Lineage: Eukaryota; Metazoa; Arthropoda; Insecta; Thysanoptera; Thripidae. The transcript is spliced from 4 exons. Bases 101 to 949 code for a protein of 282 amino acids.
GGUUGACGCUUUGUUCGGCGGUCGGCCACUUCCAAGAUUCGCCGGCUGCCGCCUAGUUGCUGAGCAGCACUCGCUCCGCGCACCGCUCCAGAGCUCCAGGAUGGCGUCGUUCCUCGUCCAGGCGGUGCUGUGCCUCUGCGCGGCCAGCCACGCCGCAGCCGCCCCCGCGGACCAAGCAUCCCCACUCCCCGCGGCCGCGGCAUUCGACGGCCCUCUCGACCUGACGCACCCCCUCAGCAAGGCGGCGCAGAACUGGCCGGGCGCCCGGGGCUUCAACUUCACCCUCCAGGUCGCGCAAGAGUUCCCCGAGUUCGGCGGCUUCGUCGCCUUCAACGAGUUCUGCAUGGCGGAGCACCUCGGCACGCACCUCGACGCGCCCUAUCACUUCAACCAGGCCGGCUGGAAGGUGCACGAGAUCCCCGUGAGCCGCCUCGUAGCGCCCGGCGUGCUGCUCGACGCGUCCGCGGAGGCCGCCGCCAACCGCGACCUGUUCCUGGGCGUGGAAGCGCUGGAGGCGUGGGAGGCGAGGCACGGCCGCGUCGCUGAGGGCAGCGUGGUCCUCGUGAGGUUCGGCUGGGCCAACAAGUACGCCGACCGCAAGGACUACUUCGGCGUGGCGACGGACGACCGCACCUCCAACGACACCGAGCACCUCAGCUUCCCGUCGCUGUCCGCGGAGCUGGCGCGGACCCUCGCGGCGCGCAAGGUGGCGGGCGUCGGCGUGGACACUCCGUCCGUGGAUCCGGGCAAGGCGGGCGACCACGCGCCCCUCGCGCACCGCGCGCUGGCCGCCGCCAACGCCUUCAACCUGGAGAACGUGAACCUGGCCACGACGCUGCUGCCACCAACCGGCUUCACGCUGCUCGUCAUGCCCACCCUUAUCGUGGGCGGCACGGGGGCGCCCGUGCGGAUCGUGGCGCUCCCCGGGAAGGGCGCGCUGGCCGCGUAGCGCCGCGCAGCGUCCAGCGAUGGAGCCAUGGAGCCCCGACUUCGAGAGGUGUGAUUGGCCAGCGAGGAGCUGCCUAAUCGCACCGUGGGAACAGAGGGAGGGGGAGAGGGGGAGAGAGGGGUCCCAGGUGUUUUCGUUGUCGUUUUUGUCCCCGCCGCCGCGGCCUCGCAUCACCCCUCGCCGUCGUUCUCGUCCUCGGCGUGGAUGUCGACACACGGCAUCUCGCUGCCCCGGGAGAGCGGGAAGGGACGCGCCGCGGCCUUGGCCGGACCGAACCAACUGCAGUACGGUACUCUGCAAGUGCGAAAACGGUUUCCAAAAUGGCCCCGGAAGGAAGCACCCUUCGGGCGGAGCGGGACGGGGCGCUUCCUCCCGAUGAGAAGGGGAAAGGGGGCGAGGCAAAGACCUUCAAGCGCACCGAGCCGAGUCCUCGCCGGGGUCCCGGGGUCGCGGCACGGCAGGCAUGGCGCGUCCAGCGCAUGCACGAAGUGCACGAAGGUGUGACGACAUUGCGGCGCAGUUGAAUGAGACGACGAGCAGCCUGAGCAGCCCGCGCGGCCCGGCAGGCACCUGCCGGCGUGCAUCCCAGAGUGCUUCCGCUUCCAGGCUGGCCAACUGCCCCGCCAUGCCCCACGCUCCGCAUUCAGCGCGCCCUUUCUGCACCCGCUGUCGACACUUGAGCAUUUAGCGGCGUUUUGGUGCAACCGCUCGCGGCUAUGGCCUGGCCGGCCACGUGGUCGGGCCACUCUAGAAUGUCGCGGCGGGCGGGUGGCGCAACCCGCGGCCAACCUCCAACCGAAGCGACCUUUCACAAUCUCCGGGGAAGUGUCCCUUCCCUCCCUUCUAUCUCAUUGUAAUGGGAAGCAGAUAACCUCCUCCACGCAGUGCCACCGCUCAGCCCCCCCCUCUUUUCCUCUCGUUUCCUCAAUGGCUCGAAGUAAUAUUUAUCAAUGGGCUCCGGGGGACUUGUCAGAAAUCUAUGGAGUGUGGAAAUGUAUUUUGUAAAAAUAAAGACACUUAGAAAUUCA